AAGGGUCCAAGGAAGGCAAAAACUCCUAGGAGCCGCGGAAAUCAUAAUGCAGUCUUGGCUCAAUGUUGAGAAGAUUCAUUGGGAAAAGAGCACAGUGAUCAACCUGUCUCCACUAUGUCUGCUGAAGACUCAUAAAGCGGGGAAGUGGCAUCCUGAGAUGGUUAUCUUUGCUGUGGUGAGAUGAGCACAGAUACAUCUGGAGUUCAAAUCCCAGAAGCACAACUUCAGUUAUUUCACCUCUCUGAGCCUGUUUGUUUUCUAAACUGCAAAAUGGAGCUCCCACAACCUGUCAGAGGUAGGGAAGGAAGAGAAAAUGCAAGCUAAAACGGUACCAGGUACUGCUGUAAUGAGCUUUACGUGUAUAUCCUGCCAACCCCACAGGGUAGGUAAUAUUCCAUCACCACAGUGUGUGCUCUACAGAAUCGAAACCUUGAUUGGAAUUUCGUCCAAAGAAACAAGCCACAAACAAGGACGCCCCCCUUUCCCUAUCUUAAAAGUGGAGUUUCAAUGGCCCAGAAACUCCUGCGUCCGUCAGCGUUUCGCCUGCACCCCCUGCCGGCGAGAGGGGGCACCGACCGGCCGCAUCUUGCGUGAGCGUCCACACUCAAGACCCGCAGAAAGAGCGCGGACAUCCUCUGGGCUGGGAAAGUGAAGGCCCCAGAGCCGGAGAGGACCGGGGACCUCGCCCCGGGCUACCAGAGGGCUACAGAGCGAGCCGUGGGGUGGAGACCUCGCGCUGGGGGCGGGGCCCGUGUAGGGGCGGGGCCUCCAGUUGGGGAGGGCAAGCUUGCGGGGCCCAGACGUGGCGCUGCUACCCGGAGGAUCCCCUCCGGUUUGCGCAUCUUCUUCGGCCGGUCCCAAUGAGCCUCCUGCUGUCGCCGCCGCCGCCGCUGCUGCUGCUUCUCGCGGCGCUUGUGGCUUCAGCUACAGCCACAACCACUUACCGGCCGGACUGGAACCGUCUGCAGGGCUUGGCCCGGGCUCGGGUAGAGACGUGUGGGGGAUGACAGCUGAACCGCCUAAAGGAGGUGAAGGCUUUCGUCACCCAGGACAUUCCAUUCUACCACAACCUGGUGAUGAAACACCUCCCUGGAGCCGACCCAGAGCUUGUGCUGCUGGGCCGCCGCUAUGAAGAACUGGAGCGCAUCCCUCUCGGCGAAAUGACCCGUGAGGAGAUCAACGCGCUAGUGCGGGAGCUUGGCUUCUACCGCAAGGCGGCGCCCGACGCACAAGUGCCCCCUGAGUACCUGUGGGCACCAGCUAGGUCCCCCGAGGGAACUUCGGACCACACCGACCUGUAGUCCGGAGACGCAGCGGAACUAGAACCACCCUGCCUGAGUCCCGGAGACAGAAUGAAGCGCUCAGCAUUCUAGGAGUAUCUCCCUUGCUGAGGGCCGACUCCCCGUCCCCGGGCCUGCAGGAAUGGAGUUGGGGAGGUUUUUCCCAGCCUGUUUUCUUCCAGCUCCAGCUCCAGUAAAUCCCUUCUGCCUAA
Messenger RNA from Nycticebus coucang (slow loris), 1492 nucleotides. RefSeq names its product selenoprotein M (gene SELENOM). Gene Ontology annotation, molecular function: oxidoreductase activity. Gene Ontology annotation, cellular component: endoplasmic reticulum lumen. The transcript has 5 exons. The record is from RefSeq and is a predicted model, not a curated record. NCBI's taxonomy places the organism in Eukaryota, Metazoa, Chordata, Mammalia, Primates, Lorisidae.